Pocillopora damicornis (cauliflower coral) is the source of this 1556-nucleotide messenger RNA. Its product is annotated as glutathione S-transferase 4. Lineage: Eukaryota; Metazoa; Cnidaria; Anthozoa; Scleractinia; Pocilloporidae. Gene Ontology annotation, biological process: glutathione metabolic process. Gene Ontology annotation, molecular function: glutathione transferase activity. The record is from RefSeq and is a predicted model, not a curated record.
GAUAUCUUCCGUAAAUCACAAGUCUCCGGACGCCACGCGCUUCUCGCCCAAAACGCUCUUGUUUCGCUUGCUACCUGCAGCUUCUGCAAACAAUGCCUUCGUACAAGUUGAUUUACUUUCCACUUCGCGCAAAAGCGGAAGCCAUCAGAAUGGUUUUCGCCGCCGCUGGAGUUGAUUUCGAGGACGUACGUUAUACAAUGGACGACUGGAUUUCAAAAUACAAGAAUUCUGGAAUAAGCCCUUCCCGUCAGCUACCAGUGCUGUACGUUGAUGGUAAAGUACUUAUGGAGUCCAAAGUCAUUCUCAGUUACGUCGGCAAAGAACUCAAUCUCGCUCCAAAAGAUAAUUUUCAACUGGCGCAGGCAGACGUCUUAGCUCACAUAAUUAAUGACUUGGAAAACGUGUUAAGCGCAGCUAAUAGACACGAAGAUUCAGCGGUGAAGGAGAAAGCCUUAGAAACUGCUCGCAAAGAAGUUAUUCCAGACAAAUGCGGAUAUUUUGAGAAGUUUUUGGCGGCCAACGACAAGGAGGGAUUCUUUCUUGAAGAUAAGCUGACCUAUGCUGAUAUCGUGGUAUUCACCUUUCUGAACAGCUACUAUCUGAAAGGAAGCGCUGAAGGAGUCCCUGAGGAGUUGAAGGCAUUCCCCAAACUACACGCCUGGUACGAACUGGUCAGAACGCAACCCAAGAUUCAACAAUGGCUCAAGACUCCGCGACCAGAUCUCGGCGAGUACCCAUACCAUAUACUCAGACCCCUUGCAGUCUUUGUCCGUAUCUUCAAUAGGGCGAUGCCGAAAUAUAAGCUUUCGUACUUUCCACUUAGAGGAAGAGCCGAAGCCAUCAGAAUAACUUUCGCGGUGGCUGGAGUUGAGUUCGAUGACAUCCUAGUUAAUCCGGAAGAGUGGUUUACAAAGCUGAAACACUCUGGAUUAAGCCCCUCUGGACAGCUACCAAUCCUCGAGGUCGAUGGCACAGUCCUCACACAAUCCAAGGCUAUUUUAAGCUAUUUGGCUAAGGAAUUCAAUCUUGCUCCAGAAGGCAAUCUUCAGCAGGCUCAGGCAGAUUCUUUGGCUCACGUGGUCAACGAAUUAGAGACCACACUAACAGAGGCGUAUGGGGAGAAAGACCCGGAAAGAAAGGAAAAAGCUAUGAAGACCGCCACCGAAGAAGUGAUUCCAGAUAAAUGUGGCUACUUUGAAAAGAUCUUGUCAGCUAAUAAAAAUGGAUUCUUCAUUAGUGAAAAGUUGACUUAUGCCGAUAUCGUGGUCUUCACCUUUUUAAACAGUUAUUUCAUGAAGGGAAAAGCUGAAGGAAUUCCCGAGGGUUUGAAAAAGUUUCCCUCUUUGUCGGCUUGGUACGAACGUGUCCGAACGCAGCCGAAGAUUUUGGAGAAGUUGAAGAAUCCGACAGAUGGAUUCGUGGAUUACAUCUAUUAAGACGUUAUCUUAUCCUGUGGAUGAUUUUCCUUCAGCAUUAGACAAGGGAUAAUGUCACAAAAUUAAUUUCUAGUCAGCCAGUCUAAUAUCAUAGUUAAUAAAGUGCGACUCAAAAGAUUU